Molecule: messenger RNA, 1576 nt
Organism: Halichondria panicea
Lineage: Eukaryota; Metazoa; Porifera; Demospongiae; Suberitida; Halichondriidae
Product: E3 ubiquitin-protein ligase RNF14-like
Exons: 5
Coding region: 151-1551 (466 amino acids)
Biological process (GO): positive regulation of proteasomal ubiquitin-dependent protein catabolic process; protein polyubiquitination; ubiquitin-dependent protein catabolic process
Cellular component (GO): cytoplasm; ubiquitin ligase complex
Molecular function (GO): zinc ion binding; ubiquitin protein ligase activity; ubiquitin conjugating enzyme binding
Source: RefSeq, a predicted model, not a curated record
AUCUGAAGCCUCAAUUCACUUAGUUCAGCCAUUUUAAUCACUGAAUUUUAUCAGCCACUCCUAAGAAAAGCACAAUUCACUGAGACGUCGCCUUACCACACUGACAUGAAACUCAGCUUAGCAAAACGUCUUACUGCCUAGUCUGAUCUGAUGUGUGACAGACAGGAUCAGCUUGACGAGGUGGAAUUCCUUCAGGCAAUGAGCAAGGAUGAUGAAUUUCAAUGGGAUGAAGACAAAAAUACAGGUGUUAUAUCGGGUACGCUGAAAGUGUCACUACAACUAGACCACCAAAUCACACUAAGAUUAGCCAAGAGAGAAAAGUCAUCCAAGGAAAGACCACAAUCUGUCAAGACAGCUCCCAUCAAACCUUUGUUGGAGACACAACGCAGUGAAGAGAGAACCUCUCAGGUUGAGCAUCUCCCUCCAUUUUCACUGUACUUCCAACUACCCACAUUGUAUCCUUCCUCCUCAAAGCCUGACUACUCCCUCACUUGUCAGUGGCUCAAUUUCACUCAAUUGUCGCUAUUGUGCAAGUCUCUGGAUCAAGUGUGGGUUGACAAUAUGGGGAGUGUUGUGCUCUUUAACUGGCAGCAACUGUUAGCAACUGAUGCAUUCUCAGUUCUUGGUAUCGAAUCGACAGUUUGUUUUGAGUUCGAGGACCCACAACCACCCAAUCCUGGCUGGGACCCUCGAGCUAUACAAGAUGUCAGCAACCCCUAUAUGGUUCUUCCUUUUCUCAUUGAGUAUGACGAGAAACAGAAGCUCCUCUUGUUCAACGAGUCCUUCUUUGACUGUACGGUGUGCUAUGUAGCCAAGCAAGGAACAAAGUGUGCUAAGGUCGCUCCCUGCCACCAUGUCUACUGUCAAGAGUGUCUCUCUUCUUACCUGAAAACAAAGAUAGUUGACGGAGACGUUUCCAAAAUUGAGUGCCCGUCGUGUAACACGAUCAUUCAACCGUCUUUGAUAAAGGAGCUUGUUACUGCUGAAGACUACAAUCGAUUUGAUAAACUGCUUCUUCAACGAACAUUAGAAGGCAUGAUGGACGUUACGUACUGCCCCCUGACUACCUGUAGGUGUGCUACAGUGAAAGAGCUAGAUUCAAACAUGGCACAAUGCCCACGAUGUUCAUUCUGUUUCUGUGUUCUCUGUAGACAAACCUGGCACGGUGUGGCUCAUUGCAAACUGUUGCCACAAGAUUUGAAGGAGCUGGUUGAACUAUGGGACACCCUUGAAGAAACUGAAAGGAAGGAGCUAGCCGAACAGUAUGGGGGAAGAAAGAAACUAGAAACAGCCUUCCAAGAGUUCGAGUCCCUAAAAUGGGUUGAUAGCAAUGCCAAAAAGUGCCCCAUUUGUUCAUCUAAUAUCCAGAAGACGGAGGGCUGUAACAAAAUGACAUGUACUCAAUGUCAGAACAAUUUCUGCUGGUUGUGCGAUUCACCACUGCCCAAACACGAUCCGUAUAGCCAUUUUAAGAUAGGGCCUAACAGCAGGUCACAGUGUGUGGGAAAACUGUUUGUAGGAUUAACAAGAUUUGAAUUAGAUGAUUUUUAGCAACGAACGUUAAUAUUAAUAAAAA